Acyrthosiphon pisum (pea aphid) is the source of this 1065-nucleotide messenger RNA. RefSeq names its product MICOS complex subunit MIC13 homolog QIL1 (gene QIL1). Gene Ontology annotation, biological process: cristae formation. Gene Ontology annotation, cellular component: mitochondrial crista junction; MICOS complex. The record is from RefSeq and is marked provisional. NCBI's taxonomy places the organism in Eukaryota, Metazoa, Arthropoda, Insecta, Hemiptera, Aphididae.
CUAUUUGAUAAAUGAUAAGUACAAACUAUUAUAGUGCGACUGUGCGAGGCGCGAGCACCGAGACUGCGAAGUUCGAAACGAACUUACAAACCAAGAAGUUUAAUCUUAACAUCUUAUUGUGAUUUUUAAUUUACCUAUAAAAGUAUAAAACAUUGGUUUUAAUAUAGAUUUGUAAAAACUAGUUACAAAUAUGAGUAAACUAAACAAAUUCAUAAGUUACACUAUAAGGGGAGCAUUAUUUGGAGCAACAAUAUUUGGUUCAUCAGAAUUAGGUAUAUGGAAAGAUGGUGAAACAUCACGUGAAGUAGCAAAAAUCAUCAUUGCAAUUUUGACACCUAUUGCCAAAAAAGCAGAGUCUGAAAUGCCAGCACAAGUAAAAUCAUUGCCUUCUGUAGAAAAUUUAAAAUCCACAUCUACGGCGUGUUGGAAUAAAGGUGUGUACAACGCUGGCGAGUUUGUUAUUGAUGUACCCAACAAAUGUGUCGUUGCAGCGAAUAAAGCGUAUCAAUUAGUUGAGAUACAAGUGAAUAAAUCAAAACAAAAUUAACAAUGAUUUAUUAUCAUAUUGCGUAAAUAAAACGAUAUAAUCGUGCUAAUAUUCAAUAGCAAUUUGUUUUGUAACUAUUUAAAAUGAUUUGUUUUUGUAAGACAUCGAGUAGAUAAUUUGUUAAAUUGUUUUCUCCUUCUACCAUAUUUAAUUCUCUCAAUAUAGAGCAAUUAUUAUUAUAAAAUAAUUACUGUUGAUUACCAAAUAUAACAUUGGCCCAUGUUUUAUUAAUGUCAUUAAUAUUUUUUCUUGAAUUUUUUGUUCAGUAUCUACAAGUUACUAUUUUGUAGAAUAUAGACUAAAUAGCUAGGGUAUUGAAAAAAGAGAAACAUAUUUUUUAAUAAUAAAAAAAGAAAUGUAUGUACUUCAUGUUUUAAACAUUGAAUAUAACUAUUAACUAUACAAGUUUCAAAAAAUGUUAUAAUGAAAACAUAAAUGCAAUAUUGUUUUUAAAAUAUUCAUACAAAAAUGUAUGUGUAUGUAUAAAACUUAACCAAUAUAAUUAAAAUUGAAAACAA